This is a messenger RNA of Eublepharis macularius, 6147 nucleotides long. RefSeq names its product neuralized E3 ubiquitin protein ligase 4 (gene NEURL4). NCBI's taxonomy places the organism in Eukaryota, Metazoa, Chordata, Lepidosauria, Squamata, Eublepharidae. The record is from RefSeq and is a predicted model, not a curated record. The transcript has 30 exons. Gene Ontology annotation, molecular function: ubiquitin protein ligase activity. Bases 1 to 4752 code for a protein of 1583 amino acids.
AUGCCGCUCCUCGCCUCCCCCGCCUUCCUCGGUGCUCGGCGCACAUCGAUGACGCCACUGUACGGACACGCCUGCCCGUCUAGCGGCGUGCUGGGCGCCGCCAUGUUGGCCACGCUGGGAGGGAAGAACGCGGCCGGCGGUCGCGCGUCGCCUGGUCGUGCGGCGCUGGCUGAGGGGCCGGAGGGCUCGGCUCGGCUCGGCGGCGGCGGGAUGCUGGGCGGGCAGGCGGGCUCGGGCGGCUUGGGGCCCGGGUCGUCCCCGCUGCCGCUGCUGCACCCGCGGACGGGGCGGCUGGUGACGCUGUCGCGGGGCGGGCGGAGCGCGGCGCGGUCGCAGCCGGGCCAGGAGUUCAACCACGGGCUGGUCCUCAGCCGGGAGCCCCUCAGCCCCGGCGCCGUCUUCACCGUCCGGAUCGACAGGAAGGUGAAUUCCUGGAGUGGUUCUAUUGAGAUUGGGGUAACGGCCUUAGAUCCCAACCUCCUUGACUUCCCCAGCAGUGCCACAGGCCUGAAGGGUGGCUCCUGGAUCAUCUCAGGCUGCUCAGUGCUGCGGGAUGGCCGUUCCAUCUUGGAGGAGUAUGGGCAAGACUUGGACCAGCUGGGCGAAGGCGAUCGAGUGGGCAUCCAGCGCACAGCCAAUGGGGAGCUGCGGCUUUGGGUCAACGGACAGGACUGUGGCGUGGCUGCUACCGGCAUCCCCCUCCGUGUCUGGGCUGUGGUCGACCUGUACGGCAAGUGCACCCAGAUCACUGUCGUGGCAGGCAGUGCAGAGGAGACUGAGGAGGGGACUGCUCACGAUGAAGCCUUGGACCUGCCUUGCAAUCAGAACCGGCCCGAUAAAUUUCCCAACAGCCUGGAGUCAGAGAAUGGAUUUUCUAGCAUGGAGCUGUCUGAAGUGGUGAGCAAUGCCAUCUUGUCGGCCUACAAUGGGAAUCUAUUGAAUGUCAGCCUGGGCAGCCCACCCUCGGACCCUGCCACUUGUGGGGCCCCACCCAUGACCUCCAACGAUGCCCUCCUCUUCCAUGAGAAGUGUGGGACCCUCAUCAAGCUCAGCAAUAACAACAAGACGGCAGAACGGCGGCGUCCCUUGGAUGAAUUCAACAAUGGCGUCGUCAUGACCAACCGCCCGCUGCGCGACAACGAAAUGUUUGAGAUCCGAAUCGACAAGUUGGUGGAUAAAUGGUCAGGAUCCAUCGAAAUUGGCGUCACCACACACAAUCCCAACAACCUGGAGUACCCAGCCACCAUGACUAACUUGCGCUCAGGAACCAUAAUGAUGAGUGGUUGUGGCAUUUUGACCAACGGCAAGGGGACGCGAAGGGAGUAUUGUGAGUUCAGCUUGGAUGAGCUGCAGGAAGGAGACCAUAUUGGCUUGACCAGGAAAUCCAACAAUGCCCUUCAUUUUUACAUCAAUGGUAUUGAUCAAGGUGUGGCCACCAAUCUGACCCCUUUGGUGGUCUAUGGUGUGGUGGACCUUUACGGCAUGGCUGUGAAAGUCACUAUUGUGCACAAUCAUAACCACAGUGACCGGUUGCGGCGUAACAAUGCCAUCAUGAGGGCCCUGUCACCAGAUGUGGGGCGCCGUGCCAUCGAUGUAGGGAACGAACCAGAGCCGGAGCGCCUGCUUUUCCACCCAAAUUGUGGGCAGAAGGCUGCCAUCAUCAAUGAGGGACGGACUGCUCUACGGCCCCAUGCCACAGAUGAUUUCAACCACGGAGUGGUCUUAAGCAACCGGCCGCUGCGCAAUGGUGAGGUCUUCCAGGUGCGCAUUGACAAGAUGGUGGACAAGUGGGCAGGUUCCAUCGAGAUUGGGGUCACCACCCACAACCCCACUUACCUGCAGCUGCCUUCCACCAUGACCAACUUGCGGUCAGGCACCUGGAUGAUGACUGGGAAUGGAGUGAUGCACAAUGGAACGACCAUCUUGGAUGAAUACGGCCACAACCUGGAUCGCCUGAAGGCAGGUGACACAGUGGGUGUCGUGCGCAAAGAGGAUGGGACCCUGCACUUCUUUGUCAAUGGGGUGGCCCAGGGCCCUGCGGCAUGGAACGUCCCACCAAACAUCUAUGCUGUUGUGGACCUGUAUGGGCAGGCAGCCCAGGCGACCAUAGCUGAUGAUGCAGACCUUCUUCCUCUUCCUGAUGACCUGUCAGAAGGGAACAACCAGCUGUCUCCCAGCAGUCCGUCCUCCGUAGCUUCGGGCAGCGAUCUGCGCUUCCACCAUCUCCAUGGCAACAAUGCAGUCAUCACUAAUGGGGGGCGCACGGCGCUGCGCCAGAACUGCCGUAGUGAAUUCAAUGAUGCCAUUGUCAUCUCCAACCGGCCGCUCCGAGAUGGGGAAUUGUUUGAAAUAGUCAUUCAGAAAAUGGUAGAUCGCUGGUCGGGCUCCAUUGAAGCCGGCGUCACUGCCAUCCGUCCAGAGGACCUGGAGUUCCCCAACACAAUGACAGACAUCGACUAUGACACGUGGAUGCUGAGUGGUACGGCCAUCAUGCAAGACGGCAACACCAUGCGCAACAAUUACGGCUGCGACUUGGAUUCGCUGACCACGGGAUCACGCAUUGGCAUGAUGCGCACGGCCAAGGGUGACUUGCACUACUUCAUCAAUGGUGUUGACCAGGGAGUGGCUUGCUCGGGACUGCCUCCGGCAAAGGAGGUCUACGCUGUGGUCGAUCUGUACGGCCAGUGUGUCCAGGUGUCCAUCACCAGCUCCACGGGACCAAUGGACAACAGCCUGUCCACCAGCAACAUCACUGAAAAAUCCUUCCCCAUCCAUUCACCAGUGCCCGGAGUGGCCCACCGUUUCCACAGCAGUUGUGGCAAGAACGUGGCCUUCCAGGAUGAUGGGUGUCGGGCCGUGCGUGUGACUGGCUACUGUCAUGGUAUCGUCUUUAGCAUGAAAGAGCUGAAGACGGAUGAGAUCUUUGAGGUGAAAAUUGAUGAACUGGAUGAGAAGUGGUCCGGCUCGGUUCACGUGGGGUUAACCACCUUCCUGCCUUUGGAUGCACCUUACGCUGUCACGGGGCUGCCCUCCUCUGUCCUCGAGCUCCGUUCCAAGGUGACGUGGCUGGUGACGGGUACGGAGGUGCGGCGCAACGGCAUCCUGCAAAAGCAAAACUACGGGUGUUCGCUGGAGCGCCUCGGGGUGGGGAGCCGCGUAGGUGUGAAGCACUGUACCGACGACAGCAUGCACAUCCUGAUCGAUGGGGAGGACAUGGGCCCUGCCGCGACCGGGGUGGCUAAGAAUGUCUAUGUGGUGCUAGAUCUCUAUGGCCGGGUCACGUCCGUCUCCAUUGUCAGCUCCAGCAUGCUGGAAGAGGCAGAUGGUACCAAACCCCCCUCGGUCACUUCGGAGCCCUUUAGCGAGGAGGAGGAGGAGGAGGAAGCCAUGCCUUGCGAGGUUCCUGCAGCAACGUCCUCCAUGCAGUUCCUUGAGAACCACGGCAAGAAUAUCCUCCUCUCCAACGGCAGCCUGACGGCCACCCGUGUCUCCAGCUACAACCAGGGCAUCGUGGUGGUGGCUCAGCCCCUCCCUCCUCAGCAGCUCUUCCAGUUUCAGAUCGAUUCCCUGAAUCCACAGUGGACAUCCUCACUCUCUCUGGGGGUCAUCGGCAGCUCUCCCGAGCGGCUCAAUUUCCCUGCCACCGCCUGCUCCCUAAAACGCUCCACGUGGUUGCUGCAACGUGAUUCCAUCUUCCACAACUCCCUGAAGAUCUCUGAGAACUAUGGUCCCAACUUGGACACUUGCCCCGAAGGGACGGUGCUGGGCCUCCUGGUGGAUUCCAGCGGCUGCCUCCACCUCUAUGUCAACGGGAUAGACCGGGGAGUGGCGGCACAGGACAUCCCCAGCCCCUGCUAUGUCUUCAUUGACCUUUACGGGCAGUGUGAGCAGGUUACCAUUGUCACAAAUGAUACUCCUGUAGUGGGAGCAGAAAGUGCUGACCCCCACGGCCAGGGAGAUAUGGAGAAAGCAGACAUGGUGGACGGUAUCAAGGAAAGCGUAUGUUGGACACCCCCCGUGGACCUGAACACCAUGAAGACUUGUGAAUACCACGCCCUUUGUGCUCGCUUCAAGGAUCUCCUCCUCCUGCCAGAUGAUUAUUUUGUGGAAGACCCCAAGCACAGCCUCUGCUAUUGUGAGUCCUGCCACAAGCUCCGUGGUGAUGAGGCGUACUACAAGCGUGGGGAGCCUCCACGGGAUUAUGCCCUGCCUUUUGGAUGGUGCCGCUUCAGCCUCAGAGUCAAUCCCCGGUUGGAGGUAGCCGGUACCUCUAAGAAGUGGCACAUGGCCUAUCAUGGAACGAGCCUCGGGGCUGUACGCCGCACGUUGGAUCAAGGAGAGUUGGUGCCAGGGAGCACAUCCAUCUUGAGCUGCCGCCCAGUCAAGGCAGACCCACAGGGUGGCAGUGGCGGAGGCAGCGGGGGCGGCGGCGGAGGGUACCGUGAGGCCGAGGAGAACAGCACACAGAGCCGCGAGGAUCUCCUGCGAGUCCUGCUGUCACCCACCCUGCGCUACGCUGGGCUGGAGCCUUUUGCCACCAAAGUGCAAUUUAAAGACCCAAAGUCACAUCGACAGCAUGCUGCUCAGGUGGCCUUCCAGGUCUGCGUGCGCCCCGGUUCCUACAAAGUGUGUCCCCAGUCACUGGCUGCCCCGGAGCCCUUGGACCCGCGCUUCAGCAGUGCUGAAAUUGAGUGGGUCACCAAGGAGAAAGGGGCGACUGUCUUGAAUGGGCUGCUGAUCCGUGUGGAGUGAGACUGGCCCACCACCCUGUCCGCAGGGGUGCUAUGAGAUGCCACGACAUGCCAGGAGGGGUGGUUCUUGCCAAACGACGCCCCCCACCUGCCUUCCCACGCACAGACUGGGUGGAGCCUCCAAGUCCCAAAGGUUUUACUGCUACGACCAACGGACACAAGAGACUUGGUGGCGGACCUCUCCGGGAAGGGGGGCAGCACCUCCCAGGGGCUCCCGAAGCCUUUUCACCCUUUUUUUUCUUUUGCACAGAAGCAAGACAAGCUAAAGGUUGGGGGGGGGGGAGGGGAGGGGUGGUGUUGAGUUGAGCCUCAAGUUUAAGAGCAUGAAGGUGGGGGAUUCUGGGGUGGGCUGAAGGGAGGGAAUGGGGUGUCACAAAAAGACUUGACGGAACUUUGACAGAACUCUUUCUGGAACACUUGGGGGGUUUCUACAAGGAUGAAAUCCCCCCUCCACUCGACUUCCUCUCCCACUUGCCUAGUUGCCUGUAUCCACUGGGAGUGAAUUUGGAUGAAGGUGGGGGAGAGCGGGGAACUGUGGUGCUGCAUCGAGGGAUUAGACAUUUCAAAAUGGUUGAACCCUCAACGGAUGGAAGGAAUUGGGGGGGGGGGCGUUCCAGCCACCCCUCCUAGAAGAGAGCACAAGGGCAGGUUUGGGUGGUUUGGGUGACUUUGCCUUUCUUGUGCGUACGUCCAUUUGUUUUUCAUUAACCCAGGUGUGUGUGGGGUUCUCAGAGAAGCUUAACUUUCUUGCCUCCACUAGCUUUUGGUACUAUUUGUGUAUGCCAUCGAGAAGGUACUGGACAAUCCUGGGCUGUUUGGCGUGUGUGUGAUGCAGCCCAAUCAUGCUGCAGGGGAAACGAAGGGGGUGCAUUCAUAGAAAGUAACUAGAAGUGCAAGGAUUAGACCCCCCCCCCCCAUUUCUUCUCAAGCUGCUCUGAUAAUCAAACGACUUCCUCCACACAGGCCCCAGCCCCGCACGACAUGCGCUCCUUUCUUCCUCCACCCAUUCAGACCCCCCCCCCCCGAUUCCGCAGCUUCUCCUCAUUGGACCCUGGACUUUUCUCCAGUUGUACAGUCGACAUUUUCUUCUUCCCCAAAUGUUUUUUCUCCCUCUCCUCUUUUCCCCCUUAUUUAUUUAUGCCUGUAUCAGUUGUCAAAAAUGUGAACUUUUUUAAGAGGCAAAAGAAGGGUGCAAGGUUUUAAAAUGCCCACCCUUUCCUCCUCUUUGAUUUAUAUAUAUUUCAAAUUGUAUUUAUGCUGCUUUUUUCACUUUUAUUUGUUGAAAAAUGACAUGCGUUAAUCUUUUUUUACGUGUCUGAAGCUUUGUUCCUUUGAAGUUAAAAGGUUGUACAGAGUGUUUGCCCUCGCAAGGGUUUAUAAACCAGAGUCCAACAGA